Molecule: messenger RNA, 1695 nt
Organism: Fonsecaea multimorphosa CBS 102226
Lineage: Eukaryota; Fungi; Ascomycota; Eurotiomycetes; Chaetothyriales; Herpotrichiellaceae
Exons: 1
Coding region: 1-1695 (564 amino acids)
Cellular component (GO): mitochondrial matrix
Molecular function (GO): methylisocitrate lyase activity; isocitrate lyase activity
Source: RefSeq, a predicted model, not a curated record
AUGCCUCGAUAUUUGUCCUCCUUGCCCUCAGUUGAACCUCCCGUGUCCACUUCAUUACCCUCCGACUCAUUUCAACUUCUCUCGACCGAGGACAAAGCGGGCGACGCAGAAGAUAUCCUGUUCAAACAACAAGUGGAAGACAUAAAAGCAUGGUGGGCAUCGCCGAGAUAUAAAGGCAUCAAAAGGCCAUACAGACCAGAGGAUGUCGUGAGCAAACGAGGAACUCUACAACAGGUUUAUCCCAGCUCGCUCAUGGCGAGGAAACUCUUCAAUUUGCUGGCGGAGCGAGCAGCGGAGGGCAAGCCGGUCCACACAAUGGGAGCAAUUGACCCCGUCCAGAUGACCCAGCAGGCACCCAACCAAGAGAUCCUCUAUGUAUCGGGCUGGGCUUGUUCCUCCGUCCUGACAACCACCAACGAGGUUUCCGCCGACUUUGGCGACUACCCUUACAAUACCGUCCCCAACCAGGUGCAGAGGCUGUUUAAAGCUCAACAACUCCACGAUCGCAAACACUUCGAUGCGCGGCAGAAGAUGACUGCUGAAGAACGGAAAAACACGCCCUACAUCGAUUACAUGAGACCAAUCGUCGCAGAUGGCGACACCGGGCAUGGUGGACUGUCGGCCGUCAUCAAACUGGCCAAGCUCUUCGCGGAGAAUGGUGCUGCCGCAGUGCAUUUUGAGGAUCAGCUUCAUGGCGGCAAGAAAUGCGGCCACCUUGCUGGCAAAGUGCUGGUGCCUGUAGGCGAGCACAUCAACCGGCUCGUCGCAGCAAGAUUUCAGUGGGACAUGAUGGGCUGCGAGAACCUUGUCAUUGCACGAACUGAUUCAGAAAGCGGCAAACUACUCUCCAGUGCCAUUGAUGUCCGAGACCACGAGUAUAUUCUAGGUGUGACUGAGGACACGGAACCUUUGGCUGAGGUCCUUCAAGAGAUGGAGCUCAACGGUGCAGAUGGACCAGUAGUGGAUAAGUUCGAGGCUGAUUGGGUCAAGAAACACAAGCUGGUCACAUUUGACGAAGCCGUUGAAGCUUACAUCAAAGCUGAGGGCGGAGACGCUUCCGAGUAUCUCGCCAAAACCAAAGCAGAUCGCAAUAUGUCACUCUCGUCACGUCGCAAACUUUCUUCCCAAUACACUAAGUCUCCUGUUGUCUGGUCUUGCGACGUUCCUCGAACUCGAGAAGGAUUCUACCAUUACAGAGCUGGUAUCCCGGCAGCAACCAAACGUGCCAUUGAAUUUGCUCCUUACGCAGACCUUCUCUGGCUGGAGACUGCCGACCCUAACGUAUCGAAAGCUGCCGGAUUUGCCAGACAGAUUCGUGAGGCGCACCCGGGCAAGAAAUUGGUCUACAACCUGAGCCCGUCAUUCAACUGGAUGGGUCAAGGUUUCAACGAUGCUUCGCUGAAGUCCUUUAUCUGGGACCUUGCCAAGGAAGGCUUCGUGCUUCAACUGAUAUCACUUGCCGGUCUCCAUUCCGGGGCCACAAUUACCGCAGAGCUGUCACGAAGCUUCAAGGAGGACGGAAUGCUUGCAUAUGUCAAGCUAGUCCAGAGCCGGGAGAAGGAGCUUGGUGUUGAUGUUCUCACCCAUCAGAAGUGGAGCGGAGCGCCGUACAUCGAUGGAAUCAUUGGCGCCAUCCAAAGCGGCAGCAGUUCUAGCAGGAGCAUGGGCGAAGGCAACACGGAGGCGGGCUUUUGA